AUGCUCGGACAAACUUCUAGGUCGGCCGUACGCGCCAUAGGACCGCGCUUUCCCCGCCAGUACAAUACUCGUUUUCUCAACUCUCGCUUUCAAUCCACCGCAUCCGGAUCCGCCUCGUCUGGUAGCAGCCCCGCUCUAGUUGGUGGUGUCGCUGGUGGCACCGUUGCUUUCAUUUCGGGCUACUUAGUGUACUAUUUCUCUGGCACUAAAGCGCUCGUUGACACCAACAAGCAAGCCAAGGUGUAUGUCGAGCAACUUAAGCAAAAGCUCUCUGAGGCGGCACCCGAACCCAACCAGGCGUAUUCGUGGUUGAAAAAUACAGCCAAUGGCUAUGCUGUCUUUAUCCCUGGCGCUCGCGGCUACGUCGACACUGCUUUCAAAGACCUGGACCGCAUCAGGGACAAUCACGCAAAUGAAUUUGACGAAGUGGUCAAAGAUGCAUACAACGAGUUGAAGGAUGUCUCAAAAAAAGGCGACUUUGAUACCGAGACGGCUUUCGAGGCAUUCCACGUUUUGCAAAAACAUCUUAACCGACUCUUCGAUCUAGCCGGCGAUGUUGGUGAGGAUAUCUUGAACAAUCAUCCCCAAUUGAAGGAGAAGGUUGGCGGCAGCUUUGACCAGCUCAAGAAGAUGGGUGAUGCCUACGGGCCACGCGCCAAGGAGGAAGCGAACAAGACCUGGGAGCAAGUCACCGACAUUGUGAAGCGCGGGGCUAGCAUUGACUCGGUUGCGGAGAUCAAAAAACUGAUCGAUGAAAAGAAAGACAAAUUCCAAAAGCUUGGUGACGAAGCAUGGCAGAAGGGUUUCGAAGAGUCACAGCAAUUUCUGGAUAAGAACCCGAAGGUGAAGUCCUUGGUAGAAGACAAUGCCGAUGCUUUGAAGAAGGGAAAUUUCCAGGAGCUGUGGAAUCUCGUCAAAGAGAGCGCUUCUUCGGGAAAGACGGACGAUGUCGAGAAGUAUGUUAAGGAGAAGGUCGACCAAGCGAAGAGCAGCGGGUUCGGUAAUCUGGACAAGUGGCUGCAGGCAAUUCCCGGCGGUUCCAAUAUUCUUCCGCAGUUGCAAUCACUACAGAGCGUUGCGGAGAAGAAGGGUAGUGAGGCGGAGCGCAUCGCCAAGGAGACUUUUGAAGAGAUUCAGGAAGUGUUGAAGAAGAGAAAGAAGGAGGUUGAACAGCUUGCCGAGGAGGGAAAAAACGAGAACAAGUAA
Messenger RNA from Penicillium cinerascens, 1206 nucleotides. RefSeq lists its product as uncharacterized. Lineage: Eukaryota; Fungi; Ascomycota; Eurotiomycetes; Eurotiales; Aspergillaceae. Bases 1 to 1206 code for a protein of 401 amino acids. The transcript has a single exon. The record is from RefSeq and is a predicted model, not a curated record.